Molecule: messenger RNA, 2490 nt
Organism: Cucurbitaria berberidis CBS 394.84
Lineage: Eukaryota; Fungi; Ascomycota; Dothideomycetes; Pleosporales; Cucurbitariaceae
Product: tRNA-dihydrouridine(47) synthase [NAD(P)(+)]
Exons: 3
Coding region: 68-2266 (732 amino acids)
Biological process (GO): tRNA processing
Molecular function (GO): tRNA dihydrouridine synthase activity; metal ion binding; flavin adenine dinucleotide binding
Source: RefSeq, a predicted model, not a curated record
CCCAGUCGAGUUGGCAAGCCCCCAACACUCGCAAAUUACAAGCCUGUUCAGUCUAGACUGCACUGUAAUGACGACAGGUGAAGGAAACGAAGUCGUAGCAGACCAGCCGGCUCUGAGCGGAGCCAUCGCGUUAGACCCCAGCGCUGUCUACAAUGGCAACGGUGAGGUUGAUGGUAGCACGGAGCCAUUGAGUCCCAAGAAGCGAACGAGGACUACCAGCCAAGAUGUUGAGGCCGCAGAAAACUCAGUCAAGCGGGUAAAGGGCGUUGCACCGAUCAAAGCAGAGUUCUUGAUACACCGAAGCGACAACAAAACUGACACUAGAGAUGAGAAUGUGGACGAUGAUGCAGCUGAAGCCGCCGAUGAUCGCUAUCACAAAGGUGACGCACGCGAUGGUGGCAAAGGCAAGAACAAGAAGAAGGAUAAAAAACAAAAAGGUCAGAACACAAGUCGAACUUUUGGAAGCUCGCGCGACAAGCUGCCAUUGUGUGGCACUCGCGCACUGAGCAAUGAGUUCUCAGCAAAAGAGUGCCAAUUCGGUGUCAAGUGCAAGUUCGAACACGACCUUCGCAAGUACCUGAAAGAAGGCCGACGAGAAGAUUUGUCGACUUUCAACGGCCAGUGCCCAGUAUACGAGGCCAAAGGCUACUGCCACUUCGGCUGGAAGUGUCGAUUCGUUGGUAGCCAUUCUGAAGAGCGGGCCACUGAGGAUGGGAGGCAAGAGUUGGUUCUAAAAGAGGAUGUUGAGCGUAAAGAAAAGACUGCGGAACUGGAAGACUAUGAAGUUGACGUCGUCAACGUCGUACCCAAAGAAGUCAAGUUCGGUCUCUCACGACGAAAGAUUGGGACUCCACGGUCUGAUCAGUACCUGGAAUGGAUCGAGAAAAACAAAGAUGCUGAGCGGUCCAUGUUUGACAAUGCUUCGGGUGAUGCUGGGGCACUAAAAGAAGAGAAGGAUGCUCGCCGAGCAGAAUAUGUCGAAGCGCCAUUUAGACCCUCUGAAAAGCGACGACUCUACUAUGGACCGGAAACGCCAGUCCUUGCCCCUCUGACCACACAAGGAAACAUGCCCUACCGCAGACUUUGCGUUGAUCUCGGUUGUCAAGUGACCUGGAGCGAAAUGGCAAUGGGAAUGCCACUCAUCCAAGGCGAGAGAGGCGAGUGGGCGCUCAUGAAAGCACACGAGUCUGAGAUUAGCGCCCCAAGAUUUUCAGGCAAGAACACCGUUGUGCAAGGCUACGACAACUCCACGGAUCUCAAAUUUGGCGCCCAGAUUGCUGCAAACAAGCCUUGGCUAGCUACCAAGACUGUAGAAGUCCUGACCGACCAUUGUCCCAAGUUGCGGGCCAUCGAUCUCAACUGCGGUUGUCCAAUCAACCUCGUCUGCGAAAAAGGCAGCGGUUCUGCCUUACUUGAUAGUGAGGCGAAGCUGGAGCAUAUCCUACGCGGUAUGAGCUAUGUCUCAAAGGAAGUCCCUAUCACGGUCAAGAUCCGCAUGGGCACCAAAGACAAUAAUCCGACCGCACAGAAGCUCAUCAAGCGUCUUGUAUUGGGCGGUUAUGAAGCUGUCGAGUCUGGAAAAGGAACGUCAGGCGUUGCCGCCAUCACCCUUCACGGCAGAAGUAAGCAGCAACGAUACUCUAGGAGCGCGGACUGGUCUUAUAUUGCCGAAUGCUCUUCUUUAAUUAACAGGCUGAAAAAGGAGAAGGACGCACGAGCAGACACGAUCGCAGAAGCCGAUCCUCGCGACCUUGCCAAUGGCGGCCAAGUUUACUUUGUCGGCAACGGCGACUGCUACUCUCACGAAGACUACUACAAUAACAUCGACAACGCACGCGUUGACUCGGUCAUGGUGGGCCGCGGUGCAUUGAUCAAGCCUUGGAUCUUUGAAGAGAUCGAGAAGGGCCAAUACCUCGACAAGUCAGCCAGUGAGCGUCUAGCGUACAUUGAGAAAUUCGCGAAAUACGGACUUCAAACCUGGGGCUCGGAUGAACAGGGUAUCGGUACGACACGUCGCUUCUUGCUUGAGUGGCUCAGCUUUGCGCACCGAUACGUGCCAGUGGGUAUUUUGGAACAUCUGCCACCAAACAUUCAGGAUCGACCACCGACGUUCAAGGGACGGAAUGAAUUGGAGACGCUGAUGGCUAGUGAACAUUACAAGGAUUGGAUCAAACUCAGCGAAAUCUUUUUAGGACCCGCGCACCCUAACUUCAAGUUUGAGCCAAAGCACAAGUCUAACGCCUAUGAAAUCGAAGCAGAGGGGUAAAAGGUGAUGCGAAUGUCUUUUUUACCUUUUCCGCUCGGAAAAUGCCUUCAUGAAAGUUCUUUGAUCCUGAAUCUACCAGUGCAUGGCAGACUUCUAGGACUUAUAGGAGAUGUCACAUCCUGCUCUCUCACAUGAAGGGAUGCUAAGAGACUAAAAGAACCUGUAACAAUACAUGGCUCUCCUACUGGAGAUUAGCAUGCAAUACAAUCUUCCUCAAAUCGUGG